Messenger RNA from Python bivittatus (Burmese python), 3747 nucleotides. The record is from RefSeq and is a predicted model, not a curated record. Lineage: Eukaryota; Metazoa; Chordata; Lepidosauria; Squamata; Pythonidae.
UCACAUAAUAUGGCGCCUCGGUCCUACCUGCGCUGAGGGGGGAUCCGGGGCUAGGGGGAAUCGGCGUCCAUCCUUCCCACCCGGGGUGCGCUGCCGCCCCCGAACACUUCGGGCGUCGAGAGACGGGACUAAGGGCCGCGAUGGUCGCUGGUGUUCAGCUGCUCUGAGUCAGGGUCCUCACAACUGGGUUGGGUCCAAUCGAGCCGCCUCGAUGGAGUUGAGAGUCGGGAACCGGUACCGGCUUGGCCGAAAGAUCGGGAGCGGCUCCUUCGGGGACAUUUACCUCGGUACUGACAUAGCUGCUGGAGAAGAAGUUGCCAUCAAAUUGGAAUGUGUCAAAACCAAACAUCCUCAACUCCACAUAGAGAGCAAAAUUUACAAAAUGAUGCAAGGUGGAGUGGGCAUUCCCACAAUCAAAUGGUGUGGUGCUGAAGGUGACUACAAUGUAAUGGUGAUGGAAUUGCUAGGACCAAGUCUUGAAGAUCUCUUUAACUUCUGCUCAAGGAAAUUCAGCCUCAAGACCGUUCUUCUACUUGCUGACCAAAUGAUAAGCCGAAUAGAAUAUAUUCAUUCAAAGAACUUCAUCCACCGAGAUGUAAAGCCGGAUAAUUUCCUAAUGGGAUUAGGCAAAAAGGGCAACCUUGUCUACAUCAUAGAUUUUGGGCUGGCCAAGAAAUACCGGGACGCUCGUACUCACCAGCAUAUUCCUUAUCGUGAAAAUAAAAACUUAACGGGAACUGCCCGCUAUGCCUCCAUUAAUACCCAUCUUGGAAUUGAACAAUCUCGCAGAGAUGACUUGGAGUCCUUGGGCUAUGUACUCAUGUAUUUUAACCUGGGCUCCCUCCCCUGGCAGGGAUUGAAGGCAGCUACAAAGAGACAGAAAUAUGAACGCAUCAGUGAAAAGAAAAUGUCUACUCCCAUUGAGGUUUUGUGUAAAGGAUACCCUUCCGAGUUUGCUACCUAUCUGAAUUUCUGCCGCUCACUGCGUUUUGAUGACAAACCGGAUUAUUCAUAUCUAAGACAAUUAUUCAGAAAUCUCUUCCAUAGACAAGGCUUCUCCUAUGACUAUGUAUUUGAUUGGAACAUGCUCAAAUUUGGUGCAAGCCGAGCCGUAGAAGAUGCUGAGCGUGAAAGGAGAGAGAGAGAAGAAAGAAUGAGACACACACGCAAUCCAGCUGUUCGUGGAUUACCUUCCACUGCCUCAGGGAGGCUAAGGGGGACACAAGAUGUAGCUCCACCAACUCCUCUUACUCCGACUUCACAUACUGCAAAUACAUCUCCUCGGCCAGUUUCUGGAAUGGAGCGAGAACGGAAAGUGAGUAUGCGAUUGCAUCGUGGGGCCCCUGUGAAUAUCUCCUCGUCUGAUUUAACAGGUCGACAAGAUACCUCACGCAUGUCAACCUCACAGCAGGUACACCAGGGGAUGGGGUGUGAGUGGAGCCUGCGGGGAGCUGAGAAUUUGAAGUUGCUGCAAAGAAAGAAGUGCAGGAAGAAGAGCAAAUGAGGCAAAAAGCAGAAGAUGAUGAAGAAAGAAGAGUUAACACACAGCAGAGACAUGGAUUUAAAAGGGACAUUUUCCUUCUUCAAUGUUUGAAUUUUAUUGUGAAGUACAAAAUAAAGCUACUAACAUUUCUAGGUUCUGCACCCUAGCCAGAUUUUUAUUUUGGCCUCUGCUGAAACAUGCAUGCAGUAUGAAUAGCAGUUGAUUGUGGGCCAGAUGAAAGUGCUUCUACACCUACAUGGUGGCAUGUAAGAGAUAAACAAAGAUUUUAUGAGUAUUGUAGUCCAGCCAGAGUUUAUUUAAUAGUUCUCUGUUUGCAGCAGCAUAGACUACCUUGUUCCUUAGUAGUGGAUAGAAUCAGAGUCAGGAUAGAAACAAACUGCAUUAAAGAGCCCUUACUCUUGUUGAAAUCAUACUGAUGGAUGGUAUUCAAAUGGAUCAGAGGCAGGGACAGGUGAAGGAGUCAUUUCUAAAAGCAGAGUUUUGCAGGAGAUAACUGGAAUGCUUUGCAAUAUCUUUACACAAAGCCUUGAUAAUACACACCUGUUUAGUCUUCACAGGGAGACAGCUAUCAGGAGUCAUACAACCUUUCACAAAAUCUCUAGUAAUGUAUGGAGAGAGCACAAGUAGGGCUAUUCUAUCUGGAGGAUGUGGGUUUGGGUUUUUGUAAGGGGGAGAGAUAUUAAUCAUGUGAGCCUGAAGAAGCCUGAAUACACAUUUAUUACUUCAUUGAGAAAUGGGUCAGUUACCUGGAUAAUUGAAGUUUUAGUCUCAAAAUAUCCAGUGUUGGAAAAUACUGAUAAUUGCUGGCAAGAAAGAUUGAUUGUGCAGGAGCCACAGGCACGCAGCAUUGUCAUGACAUGAGGUUCAUCUGCGUGAGCAGCUUUAUUCUGAUCUCCCCCUCAAGGCUGGAAGAGUCACAGAGAAGACCUGAUCCCAUAGCCUCAGCAUUGUUUUUUCUUAAAUACUUUCAACAUUUAUCGAGUUCAAUAUUUACAGUGUUACUUAUUUGAAAGUCUACAACAAGCAGUUCAUUUUACCCUUUUUCCUGUAAAAGUUGGCCUAUAUUUAGCUGAUGUGUUUGAUGUCCUAUAUUAUGAUCCUCUUCCAUGAUAAUUUCAGACUCUUUCUCAGUGACAUGCUUCAAACAUUGGUUCUCUAAGAAAUGUUUUUGUUAGCCUGGCAAAAACAUAGGGACUGCGUUGACAAAACUAAUUGGGAAAAUGUGAUUGCUGGUGGAUGAGUAUUCUUAUUGUCUUCUGAAUAGUACAGCGACUUCUAGCUGGUGGCAAAUGUUAGUUUUUCAGUUUAGUCCUCAGGCAAAAUAGGGAUAUGGUAAUCAAUCUUUUUUCUAGCAAAAAACACAAGCUUGUCUUUUUGUUUCUUGAUGGACGGAAUGCCAUAGCAGCUAUCUUUUAUAUGAUUUUAACUUAGUGUUUCCUGCUUUAUAGGUGAGAUUUUAUAUUCUUAAACAUAUCAUAUAGGUGUAGCAGUAGAAAAGUUGGACAUCUUUAUGAGACGAGGAUGGUUUUGUCUAACUAAACUUCACCUGCUAGGAAGAAAUGUUGGUUUGUGUGUGCACUUGUAAUUGCUUGCUGAAAUGUACACAAAGGAAAAGAAACAGUGAGAAAAAAAUAUAACUAUCUUCUACACAGAAAUGUGAUUAAUCUUUUAUAGUAAGUUUACAAGAUUAUUUAGGUUUUGUCUUUUGUGCUGUCUUGGCCAGUUGAGAGCAAUAAAUGGACUUCUGUUCUAGUGAACACAUUGAUCUGAAAGCCUGCGUUUGUAUCUGUAGAUCCUAGGCUGAAGGCUCUAGAUUGAGCUUGUACCUAAUUGAGUACUAAUGAGUGAUGCAGGUUUUCUUGAAUUACCCAGGGGUUAAACUUCUCACUGUGAUAAAGGAAAAUGUUUUUUUGAAUCAAUGGCCAGCACAGGCAAUAAACCAUUAACCUAAUGAUCCUUUUGAACUAGGAGUCAUUGGAACACAAAAGCACUUCCAAACUCCUGUUGAUGGUUCCUGCUGCUCAAAGCAGUCUUUCUUCAUACAUCAGUUCUCAAAACACAUUCUAUAACGCCAACCCCUAUGUUUAUCAGUUUGGUGAGAGCUUCUAACCUGUGAAGGCCAAUGUCUCUGAGGCUUCUGAAAGGAGCACUGUUCCAAAUAAAGAGCAGCUCCAUCUAGAAUCUUAGCUUGAAAUUAACUUUUGGGCAGUGGAAUUGUUUCAAAUGGCUGUCUUUUCCCCCCA